AUGUCGAGUUUGGGUGUGGAGGGUUAUGGCACUGUUCCUGAAGAACUAUUGCCCAUACCCGAGCUGACUGAUUCUUUGCAGGCAGAUGUGAGGAAAAUAGCUCGAGUUGUCGCGGCAGGCAAAAGUGUCGCAGGCGCGCCUGGCCAGGAAAGAGAUCCAGAGUGCCUGGCAGCUAAGCCCUUCACGCUAUGGGAAGCAAUUGGUGGUUUGCAGGAUUUGGCUGGCAAAGAAAUGGCCGAGUAUCGAGCACUACGUAAAACACAGGUCAUUGCUAGGGAAGUCGUUGAUAUCGCCCAGUCAGAGUUUGAAAGAUCAGGCCGCCAACAUUAA
Paracoccidioides brasiliensis Pb18 is the source of this 330-nucleotide messenger RNA. RefSeq lists its product as uncharacterized. The record is from RefSeq and is a predicted model, not a curated record. The coding region runs from base 1 to 330 and encodes 109 amino acids. The transcript is spliced from 2 exons.